This is a messenger RNA of Phascolarctos cinereus (koala), 9716 nucleotides long. It is a transcript of the gene ELK4, whose product is annotated as ETS transcription factor ELK4. Gene Ontology annotation, cellular component: nucleus. Gene Ontology annotation, biological process: cell differentiation; regulation of transcription by RNA polymerase II. The record is from RefSeq and is a predicted model, not a curated record. NCBI's taxonomy places the organism in Eukaryota, Metazoa, Chordata, Mammalia, Diprotodontia, Phascolarctidae. Gene Ontology annotation, molecular function: DNA-binding transcription factor activity, RNA polymerase II-specific; sequence-specific DNA binding.
AGACGGCGGCGGGCGGCGGCCGCCGCGUCUGAGCCGCAGCUCGGCGGCGUCUGAGGGAGAGGAGGAUCUGAGGGAGACCCCCGCGCCCUCGCUCACUGCUAUGGACAGUGCUAUUACACUGUGGCAGUUCCUCCUUCAGCUCCUUCAGGAGCCUCAGAACAAACAUAUGAUCUGCUGGACCUCUAAUGAUGGGGAGUUCAAACUUUUGCAGGCAGAGGAGGUGGCUCGACUCUGGGGAAUCCGCAAGAACAAACCUAGCAUGAAUUAUGACAAGCUGAGCAGAGCACUUAGAUACUACUACGUAAAGAAUAUCAUCAAAAAAGUGAAUGGUCAGAAGUUUGUGUACAAGUUUGUCUCUUACCCAGAGAUUUUGAACAUGGAUCCAGUGGCUGUGGGGAGGAUUGAGGGAGACUGUGAAACUUCAGGCUUCAAUGAAGUCAUCACCAAUUCAAAAGAUUUGGAGAAUGGAGGGAAAGAGAAGCCACCUCAGCCAUGUGCCAAGGCCUCUAGCCGCAAUGACUAUAUACACUCUGGCCUCUACUCUUCAUUUACUCUCAACUCUUUGAACUCCUCCAAUGUAAAGCUUUUCAAGUCUAUAAAAAUUGAGAAUCCAGCUGAGAAACUGGCAGAAAAAAAAUCUCCCCAGGAACCAACACCUUCAGUCAUCAAAUUUGUGACAACACCCUCCAAAAAGUCAUCAAUUGCUCCUAUUCCUCCUACCAUUUCAGCUGGCCCAACUAUUUCUACAGCUUCAGAAGAAACCCUCCAAGCCUUGGAGACUUUAGUUCCUCAAAAAAUGUCUUCUCCAGAAACGCCACCUUCCAUACCCUAUAUUAUGACCACUUUUACCACUACACCUCCUGUUUCUUCCAUAUCUCCCUCUUUGCAGGAUCCUUCCAGAUCACCUUCACCACCCUUGAGUCCUAAUGCAGACCUAGAUAUUGACACAGACAUUGACUCAGUGACUUCUCAGUCUGUGGGCCUCUCUCAGAACUUUUCAUUGGAGCCCAAAGACCAGGAGUUAGCACUGCUAGAGAAAGAGAGCACAAAUCAUUCAUCAAGGUCCAAGAAACCCAAAGGGCUAGAGCUGGCACCUACUCUGGUGAUCACAGGCAGUGAUCCAAGCCCACUGGGAAUAUUGAGUCCCUCUCUCCCUACGGCUUCUCUCACCCCUGCACUUUUUUCACAGACUCCUAUCUUAUUGACGCCAAGUCCUUUGCUCUCCAGUAUCCACUUUUGGAGCACUCUCAGUCCUGUUGCUCCUUUAAGUCCAGCCAGACUGCAAGGUGCUAACACCCUUUUCCAGUUUCCUUCUGUCCUGAACAGUCAUGGGUCAUUUACUCUGUCUAGCCUGGAUGGACCAUCCACACCUGGCCCCUUUUCUCCAGAUCUGCAAAAAACAUAGCACAUGCACUUGUGAAAAGAGAACUAAGAAGCAAAGAAGAAAAAAACAUUCAGCAUGAUCAUACUUAAAACGAGCAGUUUGUAAUUACACAAUGCUGAUAAUGGAUUGUUGUGAUUUUUGCCGUUCCCAUUUAAAAUGCCUUUUCAGAGUUUUCUUUGAUAGGACUCAAGUUGGGACUAUGUAUGGAAACGCCUUAAUUGGAGUCUAGACUCCACCUGUCCCUUUUGCCUCUCCUUUUCUUUAUCCUCCCUCUUCAUUUUGGGUAAAAGGAGUUUUUUGCAAAAUACAGAGAUGGAAUAGUGUUUUGAUAUGAGCAAAUGAGAACAAAAAUAAUAUUUUGGCUACUGGGACCUGUUGUCAGGAAAGAGAUUCAUACUUGGAAUAAGUUAUUUCAAGAAACCAUCAGAUGGAUGAAACUGGCCACACCUUGAGAUUCUUGGUGUUCUUUCUCACACUGUGAAGAAUACACUGUCAGUUAUAACUGAUAAAUGGCCAUGGACAAAGAAGUAUUCCUCUUUCAUACAGAGUGAGGUGUUAAUAGCACUGUUGAGGAGACAAACAGUUUUGCAGUGAAUUGUAGUAUAUGCAAGCAACCCAGAAAGAGGCAUCUAGUUUGCAUUUCUUCAGGGUGAAUCUCUCAGUUACCAUGAGCCAUGUGCGAUAUUGUCUGAACCUGUCAACAGAGCAUGGGGUCCCAUUUUUCUCCUUUACACUGAGGGAGACUCUUUAAACCUGAAGUGAUGGGCACUGAUUUAUAAGACAGUGCUUGGAAGACUCUUUGAGAAGAUGGGACUCUGCAUCCAGCAUAGAAACAUUGUCUAUACCGCACUCUGGGUGGUAUAGUUGUACACCCACUGAAUACAGUACUGUGGAUGAGGAAUAGGCUGUUGUGAGGAUGAUGCUGCAUUAUUGAAAACUUAGGACAUGUUUAGUUAAGACGCCUAAUGAGCAAGCUGAAAGAACAUUUGUGGCUUUUUCAGUCAAAAAGAUACCCAAAGUACAGGACCCGUUUCUGUUCAUAGUUACUCAGGUUCUGCUAUGCAUUGUUUUCUUAUUUCCUUUUAAAAUUUGAAGUUGUGAUAGUUUUGAAGAUGUGAGAGAAAGGUGAAAAGUGAAGUCCUCAAAAUCAGCAUUGAGGUAAAGAAGCACUUAUUUUGUAGGAAUAUUUUUAUCUUAAUGGGUGGGGCAUUUACUUGAGAAUACCCAUGCUUUGGUUUGGGGUUGUUCAGGUAAUGAGAAAUGCAGGCUUUCAUCUCAGAGUCACUGAACUUGCUUUAAUUCGCCAAACAUCAGCCAUGUGGUAGAAAUCAUUCCCUGUCCAUGUGAGGUGAAUGUAGCUUUUCCUAAUUCAAGAAACUGGACUGAGGCCAGCAUCAUAGUUGGGUACUGCGUUGAUAUUUUUGGCCUGGAAGUCUAGAUUCAGAUAAUCUCCCCAGGUUGAAUUUCCCUUUGUGCUAGAGAUAGCAUAAGAUUGUAUCACACUGACUAAAUAGGAUGAGGGAGAACUCAUAUGCUUACUGCUUGUGCUGGGGAUAAAGAAACGAAGGAUUCCAGAUGACAAUACAUCAACUCAGCACCUUCCAGCUGCACAAAAUUCACUUUAAAUUUGUUUUUAUACUGUAUAGAGAUUCUUAUGUAUGAGACUUUAAUUAGAAGAAAGUAGCUGGCUACAUAAUUUUGGUAUAGAUUGUAUUCAUAAUAACUUGUGUAAUCAGAGGUCUCAAGAUUUUAUAACAUUACUUGCUCACCCACUUUUGGUGUGGAAUGGUGUCUUUCUGUCCUAAAAUAGUCUCUUUCUCAGCCUAGUAGAUCAAUUUUAAUACAUAGCUUGAUUGACUGAGAGUGGAGGAAAAGGAUAUAUUCAGGGAACUGCCUUCAUAUAUUUUGAAAUUUCGGAGGUAUGUUGCUGGCUCAUUUGUGGAGCAUUAGCAUAAGAAACCCAUCCAUUCCUGAGAUGUGCAAUAGCAGUGCUGAAAGGUAGCGGUAGGUAGUGACCAGGAACUGUCAUUUGGAUUAUUUAGUUUGUACAUCUCUUUGAAAAUUAAACCUCCAAUAGCACUUUCUGAGCUAGUGUCAUUAGUAUGCUUACUAUUUUGUACUUUGUAAUAAGUAGAUGCUAGGGGUUCAAGUUACCUGGGAGUUUUAAAAUUGUUAAGCACUAAGGAAAAAUUUAUUUUCAUGAGGAAUAAAGCCAUUGGAUUGUUUUCCAAGAUCACAUCUUUGGUCUCUGUGCAUUUCCUGUCUUUAAGGAUAGGGAUGUCAGGGAACUAGAUGGCACUGUUAAAGGCAGCUUAAUGGAAACCAGUUUUAUCUGGUUUCCCUUAAAUAUAUCUGUCCCUGCAACCUUAGAGAGGUAUGUAGCCAUAACUGGUUGAUUGUGAUUUGCUUUCUUUUCAUGAGAUCAUCCUUAUUUGAGGGAAGGUGGUGAGUCUUUUAUCAUUGAGAAGCUUUCUGUUCUUUUUAAAAAUGAAACAUUGCCAACUGUAACGCAUCUGAACAAGGCUGGCAUGAUCAUCUUUUUCCUAACCUACCUCCUUUAGGCAAAAACUCAGUAUCAGAAUCUUUGGAAAAUUUUAGAGAUAUUUAUCAGAAAGGUAGCAUCCCAUUUAGGAACAAUAGUCAUUGAGAAGGCUGAUACAGAUGUGUAAUAGUUACAUCUGAUUAUCCAUCAUGUUACUGGGAUGAAUGCUAUUAGGCAACAAUAGCCUAAGUGAAAGAAGGGAAGCUAGUUGAAUUGGGUAGUAGGAGCUCUGCUGUAUGACUGACUUUCUUCUCUUUUCUUUGCCAUCUGACCCAUAUUACCUUGCAACAACUUUCACAAUCAUUUCUCAAAGUAUUAUUCCUCAUUAAAGAUAUUAUGCUGCCUUAUAUUCAAAAUCAAAUCAUAAUCUGUUGCUAAUAAUCUUUAUUCUUUAAAGUGGUGUGUUGCAGUGAUUUGGGAUUGGUACAUAUAUGUUAUAAUAAGAUAAAAACUUCCACUAAUUCAUUUUGCAUCAUCUUGGAAUUGCAAAGGACAAGGUCACGGUCAUUUUGCUUGUUCUCCAUCAUUCUAGUAAAACUGUAUCCAAACCAUGUAAAAUAUAUGUUCAACACAUUUUUAAAGCUCUUCAGGGAAAGAGAUUUGACAAGUUUGUUACGUAUUUUUAGCAGUCUGUAUACUGUAAAGCAUUCCUUUGGCACCAUCUAAGGCUAGGACCCUAGUCUCCUGAUGCCACGUCCAGAGUUCUUUGCUUCCUAGGAUAAUCUGGUUCUGAGGGAGGGAGAUACUGUAAUAUUUGCUUUUUCUAGUUCCAUGGAGAGAGCUUUGAAUCUCUAGGACUGUUGGUUUAGCACUUUCACAGGUGAUACCUAGUCAAACCCAGGAAGUUUUCCUUAUGUUCUGGAAGAAAAAGUUAAGUUCAGAAAUACAUGUAGGAAAUAUUAGGGAAUUGACUUAAGCUUAACUGGAAAAGCCCUUUAAGGGCCUAGACCUAUAUAUGCUAUUGUUUCAGACAGCGAGAAUUGAGAGCUCACUGGAGACUCUACUUACUAGUUAUUUCCAGAUUACCAGUAAGACUUACAAAGAAAAACAGAACCUAGAAUUCCAGAACUUUAACUCUCGGGAAUAGCGUCACUUCAUUUAUGUGUACACCCCGUAUUGAAUGAUGAUGUGUUGUCCAACAACAUUGCUUCUUGCUAAUACUGAAGUACUGGUUUCCUGAUGCUGUGUUCUGAUGAUAAGCUGUUUGUGCAGUCAGUUUAAUCACACUCAUAGACAUUCAUGCAGUAUUGUUUUAAUGUAUUACUUCCAAGUUCAGCCUUGAAAAAAAUCAUGUAUUUUUUUAUGAUACAGAUUAUUCUUGUAUUAGGUUUUUCCUUUUAUGCAAACGUCUCCAUAACAGAUUUAGAAUUUUGUACAUGAGUGUGCCAUUAACUUCUAUGAAACUCAGCAUUCUCUUUAAAAAGUUGCCAAAUAAAAAAGGCCAAAUGAAUUGGGUAAAAUAUAAGUUGGCAAUUGAGAGUUUGUGUUCCCAAUAGUUCCCCCUCCAUGUGACUAUAAUUUUCAUUUUACUGCCAUAAAUUGUUUUUAGCCUUUAUGUAAUCAUUUUACUACAAAUUUCAGGAUUAUGUAAAAUUAUUUUACUGUAUACUUAUGUGGCCUAUUUUCAUCCUUCAUUGGAAGGUUUUGUUUGGACAUAAGGGAACAUUUUUAGGUUCUAAAGGGAUGUUUUUAGGGAUGGAUUUAUGCUAUUUAUCACUCAGUUCCAAUCUGAUUUGUUUCCAUUUUUCCUUUUGCCCUUUGUUGUGAUAAAUUAGGUUUUGAAAUACAGAAUUCUGCUUUCUGAAGUGCCAUUUUUAUGAUGUAUCUAGAACUUUAUGUAUAAAACAAAUUGAUGGGAGUGGCAGGGUCUUCAUCCCUAUUAGAUGAAAUCUAAAGCCCAAGAUGAAUUUUAAGACCUGUAGAAAAGCAGGAAGGAUGCUGGUAGAGAGUCUUCUGGCUAGGAGUAUAACAAUGUCAUUUCUCGAAGAGACUUGCAUAGGGUAGUGUGAUGGAGUUAAUUUUCCCAUCCAUAAUAGCUUUAAAUGAAGUAGAGAUUAACUUUCAUUUUUCUCCAGUCAGAGAACUGGUUGGACAAUAGGCUCUUUAAAAAAAGCAUCUUGUUACAUAUGCUUGCUUGGUUUUGUGUCCAAGAUAGGUUGUGUGGGUGGUUGUUUUUCAAAUGUUGCUUGUACUUCCUAAAACAAAGUACCCUACUCUGCCUCUUAGGUUAUCAGAAGAACCACCACUGAAGCUUUUGCACCUUGAAAUCUAGAAUUCUUGCGGGUGGGCCUAGUAACUAGCAAGGAAAAGGGACGGUUUUGACUUGAUUUUAGAUACUGGGUAUAGCCUCUUGGUAAGAAAAUCUUGUUUUGAUUUGCAAACUGAGCACAUCUGAGGUGCCAAUGUAGAAUAAAUAUUCCCCUGAGAGCCACCAUUUUUUUCCCAGAGCCACCUUUCUGAAAAAAUAUUUUAAUGAAUAGAUCAACAAUCUGCCAGAAAAUUGUUAUAGCUGGGGUGUUGACAUUUAUACCUACCAUUUUGAAAGUAAUUUGUGAGAGAGGGAAUAUUGGUUUUAACUUAGGUAUCUUACAAAGAAUAGAAAAUUCAAAUUUCUGUUAAAAUGUUUAGUGAAACCUUUAAUUAGAAUAUUCAUGGGAAAGUGAUUAAACAUUAAAUAACAGUAACUCUGGUCUCUUAGGUAUAAUAUACAUCUGACAGUUUUGUCAGUUUUAAAAUUUUAUUUUUUAAUAUUUAAUCGAGAGACUGGAACAUUUCCUUCCAAGUCAUUCUGGCAUAUUGGCUAAAUGUGUGUGUGUGUAUGUGUAUAUAUAUAUAUGUAUAAAAAAAUCUAUUUUUCAGAGGGAUAUAUAUGUAUUAUUCAUCCUUUAGACUAGGAUAGUUCCUAGGCUAUAUAUUUUAUACUAGAACUAAAAUUUUGCUGCACUUUGCAGUUUCACAUCACUUUUUAAAGUUUAAUGCCUUGCACAUUUCAAUUUCUUAUUUUAAAAAAUAUCAGUAAAUACAAAGUCAUAAGCCUUAAUGUGGACUAUUGCUUGCCAACUUAAAAAAGCCCAGUGCUAUUAUGACAUGUAAUUUUGAAAAAUUAUCUUAUAUUCUGGUCUGUUUUAUUGGUAUAAGAUUGGGCAAACAGGAUUUUUAAACAAUAGUCUUCAUUUACUUUUGCUUCUCUGUUGAGACUCUGUUCAUCAGGUUGCUUGCAGCAUAAUUAUAGGGGUUUAUACUGAAAUUACUAUUCUUAAAAUAGAGAAAUGUGACCAUGGAUUGAAUGACUAGAAGUUGGCCUUUGUUGCCUGAUUUAACCCUUUGAACAGUGCAUUGUCAGUGGAAGGAGAAAUGCCAGAGUAGAGAGAAUACCUUGGGAUGAGUGCUGUUCUCAGCCUUCCUUACCUUGAUCAGUCAGGUAAUGGGGCUCUAGGAGGGUUCUGUUAGGGCAGAUUUAGGACCUUUUGGAUUGAGGAUGACCUAAAGCUGGCCCAGAGCUUUGGCAAACUAAAUAACCUGAUAUGAUUGGACUACAGUGGUAGGAUGCUAUUUGCUUGCUGAUGCGAAUCUAUUUGUCAUGUUGUCGUGCACCAUUAUUAGCACUAUUUUCAUAACUGGAAGCACUUAAUUUUUUGUUUGUUUUAAUUUUUAAUUUUUCAACUGAAGGCUUUAGAGGAUCAGGGAGUGGAGGUUAUUACUAUUUUAUAAUUUCUGGAAUUUAUACUGUUUGGGAGGGGGGCAAAUGGAUUCACAAAAUUGAUUAUUCUACUAGGCUUUUUGAGGUGUAUUUUGGCUAGAAUGUUUUUAAAUAUACAAGCUUUUAAAAUUGUGCUAUAUAGAAUGUGAUUUUUAUGUUUUGCUAUUAAUGGAUUACACAAAAUUUUGUAAUGUGUCAGAUUUCAGGUUUCUUCUCUGUGUAACCAUUGUUACUUAUUGUUCAUUGUGGUGUGGAGGGAAAUUAUGUCCCUUCUAAAAACAUUUCAUAUAUUUUUGUUUAUUGGUGCAGUGUUACCAGAUGGCCUUAUGUACAUUACAUUCAUUGCUUUUGUGAUACAGUAGCAUAUUUUAUGUACCCCCCCGUACAGUAUUAGUGAAUCUAUCUGUGAGGUGCAUUUCUAAGAGAUAGCAAAUAAAUCGAUAUAGUUACUUCUUGAUUAUUCAAAAGCAAUUUAUUCAGUUUAUUAUUAGUAUAAAUCCUACAUCCAGCCUACAACUGUUUCUUUUCCUUCUGCCUUUAGACAAUUUCACUUAUUGUGGCUAGGGGAAAUUAAACAGAUAAACUCAUAAGUUAAUUUUGAUACCUGUUGGCUUAAGAAUUUGGUAUGAGGAGAUUGAUACUAUUCACUAAAAUGAGGCUUUAAAAUUUCUUAUUUCUGUAUUUUAGCUUUUCAGCUCUUGUCUCUUAUUCUGACAGAUAAUCAGGAGUUGGCUCAGAAAAUAAGGCUGUCUAGAGAUUUACUUUGUGAAGAACAAACUAGUAAAUUCUCCAUGGUCCUUGUUUUGUUGGGUCAGCUAAAGAGCACUUUUGUGUCUAUGAACAGUAUAUGUAUACAAGAGACAGCUGGGAGUGAGUAGUUAAUGGGGAAUAAUUUUAAUAUUAGUUCUUUAGAAAUUCCAUUGGUUGAGCUAUUCUAGUGUUGGUAAUAUGUGUGAUUAUAUCUUUGAUGUAACUAAGAGCUUAACAUUAACUGAGGCUAAACAGAUUUGCACUCUUGGAUUUCAUUCACCCAGUCCAUGGAGUGGAUUUUUUAAAAAGCAUAUCUACCUGUGAGAGUUUUACUCUGUAAACACUGACAGGUUUUACAUCAGAGAAAAUGCAUAAUUUCAGAAAUAGGUCUUAGUUUGGGACAUGUGGUAAUGAAAAAUUGUUAGAGUGCUUUCUUUAUACUUAAAUCAACUUAACUGGGAACAGUUGCUUCUUUGUAAUUUUUUUCCUUGUUCAUUUUAUUGAAAUUGUAUCUAAUAUCUAGUAUCUACUUCCAUUGUAAAGAAGUAAUGCUUGUGUUGCUAGUGUAUAAUGCAAGUACGUAUGUAGUAAAAACAAAACAAAACAGAAAGCUAGAUAACUAUUGAAAUGUUGAUUAAUCCCUGGUCUUUAUUAAUCCCAGUACAAUUUACAUUAGACAGACCUUCAGAGUGUUACAACAUGAAAAAGGUUGGAAAGUGCAAAAAAUAUUAGUGCUGAUGGUGCCACUAGAGAGAAACUGCCAUGUCUUCUAGCUGAGCAAUACUAAUGCACUGUGGGGAAGUAAUAAAGGGAUGAUCUUCAAGGUUGAUCAGGAGUAUUGGGCAGCUAGAAUCCAGAAUUUUUAUGUUUAAACAUAGCAAAGAGACCUUAUCACAAGGAUUAGAUCAGUGAGGAAAAGGUUUAUGUUUGCACUUUGAGGGCUUUAAAGCAUGCUGCUUUUAAAAGAAAAAAAUAUUGUUGAUAACCAGAGCAUCUCUGACUCUUAUGAGAGGGCUGCCCUGAAUAAUCAGGUGAUUUUAAAAAAAAAUUGAGUAAGUUUUUGUGCUCGCAUGCGUGCGCGUGCAGACACACACACACACACACACACACACAUUGCUGUAGUGGCAAUGUGUACCUUUUUUAAAAAAAAUUAAAGUUUUAGAAAACUAUUUUAUGUAAGAACUGACGGAGGGAUUUGCUUUGUAUAAUGCGAACUGGCUUUAAAAAGCAUUGUAGCGAAUUUAUUCAAGUCAGAAAUCAUGCAUAUAUGUUAAUAGUUAUAUGUGCAACCAGACAUGCAAAACAAUUGUAUUUUUUUAAUAAAUAUUUUUAACAAAAUC